UUAACUUGGCCAAUCAGCAAUGAGCUCCCAGUGACCCUUGCUGUUGACCUUGAUCACAUGAUUUCCUGUGUUGCCAUUUCGUUCCUGUUCAUAUAAUGCCAUGUGCCAGAGAAACUAAUGUUCCCGAAGUCGAAUCGCUAGGAGUUAAAAGCAAGUCUGCUGCAGUUGUUUUUGGUUGUUCAGAGUUUCACCCUGUCAACGGUCAGGUUUUUUUUUGUUAUCUGGUAAAAGGAUGACUCGACAGACGGACCCAGUCUGAAGCAAGCCCCAUCGAGGAGCAGUGAUUCCACAGUUCCAGUUAACUGGAUGGCGAGCCAACCCGAAAUUGAAAAGGAUUUGCCAAGGUUUUAUUGAAGCCAAAGUUUCGUUCCCAUUGAAGCUUCAGAUACCUGCAGGACUACAAACUUUCUUCCUUCAUCGGAGUGUGGUAGGACAAACAUUAAACAAACUGAACGGGCCCCAACGAUCCAUCAGUUAUCAGACAUUAUCCACUCAUAUAAUUGACUCAGAGAAAGCUGUAUGCGCGCACUUUUAUUUAGUUUGUUAUUUUGGGGGAAAUAUUUUGUAUUUUAUUUUAUUGUUUUUUCAUUACAUUGUUGCAGCUGCUGUGUGUCAAAUAUAACAAAUUUGUGAACAGUAUAUUGUGGUGUGGUCUCUUCUUAUUGGUGUUUAUACCUUGGGCUCCUGCCGAUCCUAGAUCUUCUGAUACUGGCUAGUGGGAGUUCGGUCAUUCUUAAUAAUAAUUCACAAGUUGGGUUACAUAAGUGGCGAGCCAGCCAGGAGCCUAAGAAUUUUUAAACAUCAGUAAUGAGAAAUUGUGUCUGACAUGGAUUUUGUCCAGCGCUCAGGUGUAAAAAUUCCCAAUGCAGUUAUUGUGAGUGGGAUCACGAAGUCAGAGAAAGAUGAAGAAGUUUUAGAGUUUUUGAAAAAGUAUGGUGGUGUUAAAACCCUUUUGCCAGUGGAUGAUGCUACCUCAGAGUUUCAUCAAAACCUGAUUGUUGAGUACUCAAGUGGCUCAGCUGUAGAAGCUUUAGAGCCUCUUAUGCCAUACAAGUAUGUUGCAGAGGGUGAACCAAAUGUCUCUUACUGUGUGAGGGCCUUGGCAAGCGUUUACACUGCUAAGGUGGGUGAAGGUGUCACGAAGUCAUACUUGGCUGAAUUAAAGGGCUUGGCUAAGCUCAGUGGCAAAACCUAUGAGGAAGUAUUGAAAGAGAUGAUAUCACAAAUCUGUGAGACAACUGAGAAUACAGAUGAGGCACCUUCUGUCUUACAUGAUAGCAUUGUUGAUGAGACACCAAUACCACAGCCCCAGUUGCUUUCAGGUCCCUCAAGGGUAAGCAGUGACCAAGGUGUCUCAACUCCAGUUCCACCCUUGCGUGUACAGAAGCCUUCAAUAGUGAUUAGUGAUGUAAAUCCCCCUGAAGUUCAGAAGGUCGUUGUUGAGCAUAUUUUAAGGAAGGAUGACAUUGGAUCACAGAUCCAUUCUUCAAUGCGCAUCCGUUCCUUCUCAGGGAAAACUCCCAGGCCUAACAAUGAGACAGACUAUGAGACUUGGCGCUCACACAUUGAGCUGCUUUUAAGUGACCCCAGUAUGACCCAUCUGCAGGUGUCCAGGAAGAUUUUAGAGAAUUUGCUUCCACCUGCAGUUGAUGUGGUGAAGUGCUUGAGUCCCAGCGCACCCCCAGUAGCCUAUCUGCAGUUGCUCGAUUCAGCCUUCGGCGCUGUAGAGGAUGGUGAGGAGCUUUUUGCUCAGUUCAUGAAUACCCUUCAGGACCCAGGCGAGAAACCAUCAGCUUUCCUCCAUCGUUUACAGCUAGCACUAAAUUUAGCAGUAAAAAGGGGGGGUAUUCCACCUGAUGAUGUAGACAAACAUCUCCUCAAGCAGUUUUGUAGGGGGUGUUGGGAUAGUGGAUUGCUCUCCAGUCUGCAACUUGAACACAAGAAAAACUGUCCACCGUCAUUUUCAGAGCUCUUGCUAAUGUUGCGUACCGAAGAAGAUAGACAAGCUGCAAAGGUUGAUAGGAUGAAAAAGCACAUUGGUUCAUCAAAACGAGUAUCUGUCCAUGCUCAGAGUUCCUGUGUUUGUGCAGGCGUAAGAGAAAGCCCACAGUGUGGUCCGAAAGCUAUUGAGGAACUUCAAAAGCAGAUAGCUAGCUUGCAGAGUCAGCUAGCCUCAUUUGCAUCACAGGAAAAGCUAAGUGAGCGUGCCAACAAGAAACCGGUUAAAAAGACAACCUGUAAAUCGAAAAUGGACAACACACAUCAAGAAGUGCAUCGAUUAGCCGGAGUAAAACAGACAGGCAGGCCCAGGCCUUGGUAUUGUUUUCACUGUGGGGAAGAUGGGCAUAUUGCCACUUCUUGUACAAACCCUGCAAAUUCUGCACUAGUUAUUGAAAAGAAGAAGCAGUUGGAGAGGAGGCAGCACGCGUGGGAAAGUCAAAGUUGUCCCAGCGACUCCAGUUCACCUUUAAACUAGAUCCAGUCUCUGUUGUGGGACAGACAGAGGCUGAAGAACAUGCGCAGCGUCCCACAGACGUAAAGAUUGUCAGCAAAGCAGGCAAGUGUGUGGAUCUAGAGCACUCCAGUAGUGAAAAGCAAUCCUUCAGGCUUCCAAAGGGUCUGAUUGGUACCAGG
Molecule: messenger RNA, 2634 nt
Organism: Maylandia zebra (zebra mbuna)
Lineage: Eukaryota; Metazoa; Chordata; Actinopteri; Cichliformes; Cichlidae
Source: RefSeq, a predicted model, not a curated record